CUUCAUCCUAGGUAGUUAACCAUUCGAACAGCUGCGUUCCAGUUUCUCCGUCUCUCACUCUCUCUCUCUCUCCGACUGCGUUCACUUCCUUAAUUUCAGCCCUCCCUCUCGCGCUCUCUCCUCCUCUACAUCCUCAAUCUCUCAGCAGCAGCAGUUUGUGUCCUGUGAGAACUGGGGCGAACAUCCAUGGGGCGCGCGCAGCAUCUUUAUUUCCCCACGUUACAAUUUGAGGUCAUAUAGGUGGAAUAUUCACGUCAACGCAGCAAACACACUUGAGUCGUUCGGCGUUUAAUCUUUCGGCUUAAAACGCUCAGUCGCACCAUAUCUGCUUGUAUUUGUGACAUUUGUAGCUGUGUUGAACUGUGGUGAUGGAUGGGGACGCGUGCGUUCGCGUGUGGACUCGACCGCUGCAAGUGAUGCUCCAGCAGAAGAAGAUCAAAGCGCGGAGGAAAAGGCGCAAGGAGUUGUUCGGGGGACAGAUGUGCUUCUUGGGGCUGCUGCUGUUGGCGGUGUCAUGCUUGUCCAGUUUGGCCGAGAAUUCCGGUUAUGGCAUCUCCAGUCUCUCAGCUGAAGAUAGUGAGAGGUGGGAGAGUCGCAGGCUGCUGCAGGAAUUUGACAUUGACAGCAACUAUACUGAUGAGGUGCAGGUUGGGCCCAAUGCUGAAAAGAACUGCACACCGCCUGGUAUACAUGAGUUUCCUGAUGAUAUCUUUACCAACCAGGAGCGAAUGGAGGGGGCCGUAGCCUUGCAUGUUCUGUGUGCCAUGUAUAUGUUUUACGCACUGGCACUGGUGUGUGAUGACUACUUUGUGCCCUCUCUAGAGAAGAUCUGUGAGCGCCUCCAUCUCAGUGAAGAUGUAGCAGGAGCCACGUUCAUGGCAGCAGGAAGUUCAGCUCCUGAACUCUUCACCUCAGUCAUAGGUGUAUUUAUCACCAAAGGAGAUGUGGGAGUGGGCACAAUCGUGGGUUCUGCUGUCUUCAAUAUCCUCUGCAUCAUCGGAGUGUGUGGGAUCUUUACUGCACAGGCAGUUCGGCUCUCGUGUUGGACGUUAAUGAGAGACUCUGUGUACUACACUAUCUCAGUGACCGCUCUGAUCGUGUUCAUCUAUGAUGAGAAGGUGACAUGGUGGGAAUCGCUCACCCUAACAUUGCUGUACAUUGUUUACAUUAUACUAAUGAAAUUUAACUCGCGGGUGGUUCAUUACAUCGAGCGGCGGAAAAAGAAUUCGACAAAUCUGGGUAACGGCACAGCCAGUAACACAGACAUCGACGAUGGGUGCGAUGCCACUGUCGUGCUGCUUAAGAAAGCCAAUUUCCACAGGAAGCCAUCAGUGAUGAUGGUGGACGAACUCUUGUCUGCAUACCCUCACCAGCUGUCCUUCUCUGAGGCCGGAAUGAGAAUCAUGAUCACCAGUCACUUCUCCCCUCGCACACGCCUCACAAUGGCCUCCAGAAUGCUUAUUACAGAGAGGCAGCGUCUGAUAAACAGUCGUUUCAGUAACGGGGACUCAGAGGUGACCGUAAAGAUCCCAGGAAAGCGGGGGGUGGAGAAUGGGCUGGCAGGACCGGACCGAGGCCUGAACGGGCGAAAGGGGGGUCACCAUGAUGAUGACAGGGGAGGAGCUGAAGCCGGCACUGACACUGAAAACGAAAACGAGGACAAUGAAAACAAUGAGAACGAUGAGGAAGAGGAAGAGGGGGAAGAUGACAACGAAGGACCCUAUGUACCAUUCCGCUGCCCCGGUGGAGGCUUUAAUAAGCUAAAGUGGCUGCUGGCCUGGCCACUGAGUCUGCUGCUGUUCCUCACCGUGCCCAACUGUGCCACGCCUCGCUGGGAGCGCUGGUAUAUGGUCUCGUUCGUCAUCUCCACCCUCUGGAUUGCUUUCUUCUCUUACAUCAUGGUUUGGAUGGUCACAGUGAUCGGUUACACAAUGGGUGUCCCUGAUGUCAUCAUGGGCAUCACUUUCUUGGCUGCUGGCACCAGCGUUCCUGACUGUUUGGCCAGUUUAAUUGUUGCACGGCAAGGAAUGGGUGACAUGGCGGUUUCUAACUCUAUUGGUAGUAAUGUGUUUGAUAUUCUGAUUGGGCUUGGUCUGCCCUGGACCCUCCAGACUUUGGCCAUCGACUAUGGCUCCACAAUUCACCUGAACAGUAAAGGCCUGAUUUUCUCAGUUGGGCUGCUGCUGGCAUCUGUGUUUCUCACGGUCCUCGGUGUACAUUUGAACAAGUGGAAGCUGGACAAGCGUUUGGGUUUCGUUUGUUUGCUGAUGUACGCUGUCUUCCUGUGUUUCUCCAUCCUCAUCGAGUUCAACAUAUUCACCUUCGUCAAUCUGCCCACCUGCCGGGAGGAAUGAGAUGGUUCCUUUUCUUGGCCCUCCCUCCUUGACCUUGUGAGGACAAUGGCACAAGUCCUCGAUCAGAGGCAGACCGGCUCUCAUUCUGAUGGGAUAUUUAUUUACUGAUCUAGCUGAUCCUCUAUCGAUUCUCUCUUUUUCUUUCCAAUGGGUGCAAUAUUGACGGAGUCUCCGGGUCUGUGGUGUUACAAGAGGAGAGAGAGGAUGUGUGUGAAGAAUGCUCCUGUUGACUGAUAUAUACACUGUUCUAAUGGGACAGGAACAUGGGAAAAGAUGACUACUGCCUGGUUUGAUGUGAAUACUUUUUUUAUGUAUUUUGCAUAUUACAUAUUUAAAGAAUAUGAUGUUAAUGUAUUUUAUGAUGGCAUUUGUUUUGUAAGCUGCUAAUUGUCUGAAAAAGAGGCUGGACUUAUAGAUUUAUGCGGAUUCAUUAUUUUGCUGAAAGGUACUGGUGACCUCUAGGAAAUACUUGUGAACAGUCCUCUUUUUAAUUUGGGCAUUACCAAGUCACCUUCACAUCAUAAGAUUGAUCCGGACAUCAGGGUCAUUAGUGUCUAUAUUUUUCCAAUGAGAAUAUGUUUACGGUGCAGAGGGUUGUAAUAAAACUGAAAGGUUUAAGAUCAGAUCAAAUUUCAGUCAAAAAAUUGUCGCUUUUAGAGAGACAGUGGGCAUUUGUUUGCGCCUCUGUGGAGAUACAUGUUGGAACGCUACAGUGAGAAAAUACUUGUGUGUGAUACAUGGGGUUUCUAUAAAUGUCUUUAACACUCUGUAUAUACUGAAACAGAGAAAGGUUUAUUUAUUAAUUUAUUGAACACUAUUUAUGCACAUUACUUUCCUAUGACGAACUGAAACAAAACCAACCCACAGCUGUCCCAAAGAAGAGACCGUUCUGGAGUUUCAGCCAGGCUACGCCGUUUUGUCCUUCAGAGCUUAUGUGUCAGCCUUUUCUACUGGACUCCUUCUCCUUCAUCGCUGAAUAUUAUGCACCCUUUUAGAUGCACCUUUGACUUGAUGCGUAAAACAGUUUCUACUAUUUGAUAUCGGUGUGACAUGACAUCAGAAAUAAUUAUAAAGAAUUUUUGAACACUCAAAACAUUGGCAGGCAAGUAAGGGAAAAUAUAUAUUAUACUUAUUAUAUAUCUUAAACUGUUUUGACAUUUAAGAUCGGUCCAUUCCCUGUUUAGAGUGAAUGGAGUGAGUGAGCCACAAACCUAAGAAGCUGAUUAGCAGGAGUGUGUCCUGGUAAAAUGAAGCUAACAUCUAUGUAACGUUUCAAAGUCAAACCGUAGAUGUAAAUUUGCUUUAGAAGAGGUCAAGUCAUUUUUCUCUUAGCAUGCCUAAUCAUAGAGUUUAUCAAGGAUUU
Messenger RNA from Cyprinus carpio (common carp), 3717 nucleotides. RefSeq names its product sodium/potassium/calcium exchanger 3-like. NCBI's taxonomy places the organism in Eukaryota, Metazoa, Chordata, Actinopteri, Cypriniformes, Cyprinidae. Gene Ontology annotation, cellular component: membrane. Gene Ontology annotation, molecular function: calcium channel activity; calcium, potassium:sodium antiporter activity. The record is from RefSeq and is a predicted model, not a curated record. Gene Ontology annotation, biological process: calcium ion transmembrane transport; intracellular calcium ion homeostasis.